This is a messenger RNA of Zymoseptoria tritici IPO323, 490 nucleotides long. Its product is annotated as transcription elongation factor SPT4. Gene Ontology annotation, cellular component: nucleus; DSIF complex. Bases 43 to 390 code for a protein of 115 amino acids. Lineage: Eukaryota; Fungi; Ascomycota; Dothideomycetes; Mycosphaerellales; Mycosphaerellaceae. Gene Ontology annotation, molecular function: RNA polymerase II complex binding; zinc ion binding. Gene Ontology annotation, biological process: mRNA processing; chromatin organization; positive regulation of DNA-templated transcription, elongation. The record is from RefSeq and is a predicted model, not a curated record. The transcript is spliced from 3 exons.
CACCACAAGACAAUACAUCGAACUCCCAUCAACUCAGUCAAAAUGUCCGCCCUUCCCCGCUCCCUCCGCGCCUGCCUAAUCUGCUCCUUCGUCCAACCACACUCCCGCUUCAUCAAAAACGGCUGCCCCAACUGCGAGCACUUUCUCGAGAUGCGCAAUUCCUCCGACGUGGUCGCCGAGUGCACGUCCGAAGUCUUCGAGGGGGUUAUGGAGGUCAACGAUACGAAUACGAGUUGGGUGGCUAAGUGGCAGAGGCUGGAGGGGUAUGUGCCAGGGAUGUAUGCUGUCAAGGUGAAUGGGGUGUUGAGUGAUGAUUAUAUUGUUGCGGCGGAGAGUGCGGGGGUCACUUAUAUGCCGCGAGAUGGCAGCCAGAGCACCGAUGAGCAGUGAUCGAACCCUCCGGCUUCCGCUCAGAUUGGAUUCUGAAAGGUUUCAGCGAUGGAAAAGUCUCGCAUGAGGCGAGGUGCCUUCGCAGAAAGCAUACGAAAGU